Protopterus annectens (West African lungfish) is the source of this 453-nucleotide messenger RNA. RefSeq names its product lectin-like. NCBI's taxonomy places the organism in Eukaryota, Metazoa, Chordata, Ceratodontiformes, Protopteridae. The transcript is spliced from 5 exons. The record is from RefSeq and is a predicted model, not a curated record. Bases 1 to 453 code for a protein of 150 amino acids.
AUGGUGGAAAGGGAAGUAUUUCCAGUGGAAGCUGCUUUAACAGAAAAUGAUGAUCCUGUUGUGUACUUCUACAACAUGAAACUUGUUUUAAGUCUGCUGUUAGUAUUAGGAUUUGUGUAUUAUUGUGCCAGUGUUGGCACUGUAUGCAGCAAAUCUGGAUUAUCAGAAUGGCGACAAUUUGGAAACUACUGCUAUAAGUUUAUUAAUGAAAAGAGAAGCUUCUCAAAAGCAGUGAUUCGCUGUGGAGAGCUUUUUAAGGGAGCGACCCUUCCUUCAUUUCACUCUGAAAAGCAGAACAAUGAUUUUUUCUCUUAUCUGUAUUGGGCUAGUGGCAACAAAGAACCAAAAAUCUGGCUUGGAGGAAUAAGACUGCCAGGGAACCUAAACAGUGGUAUAGGGCUCAUUGCUCUUGGAGCAAGAAGUUUGUUUGCCAGUAUAAACUCUAAAAUUUAG